Messenger RNA from Schistocerca nitens (vagrant locust), 1434 nucleotides. RefSeq names its product zinc carboxypeptidase-like. The transcript is spliced from 10 exons. Bases 124 to 1380 code for a protein of 418 amino acids. Gene Ontology annotation, molecular function: zinc ion binding; metallocarboxypeptidase activity. Gene Ontology annotation, biological process: proteolysis. NCBI's taxonomy places the organism in Eukaryota, Metazoa, Arthropoda, Insecta, Orthoptera, Acrididae. The record is from RefSeq and is a predicted model, not a curated record.
CGUGCUCGGGUGACCCUGUGGCCUGCUGGCCGCGCAGGUGUCUUGAUAAGACGCCUCAUCCACUAUAAAGCUACCACGGCGCCGAGAUUUGGCUAUCACACGGACCUGACACUACAUUUCAGGAUGCUGUGGAGAGUUGCGUUGUUGGCGUUGGCGGCCCUGUCGCUGGCAGCUGGGGAACCCCAGCGAUUCGACGGCCACCGUGUGUACCGCGUGACGCCGAAAAACAAGCACCACGUGCAGUUCCUCAACGCGCUCGCCAGCAAGUACCACAAUGACAUCCUUUUCUGGAAGGAUGCCAGAGCCGUCAACAGGACGGCAGACAUCAUGGUAUCGCCGGAAAUGCAGAACAACUUCCUGGAAGCGCUCGAAAAGAAGGGUAUGAAGUCCUCUGUCUACGUAGAAGACGUGCAAAAACUUAUUGACGCUGAACGUCCUGCAAAGCAGUCGAGGGCAUCCUUUGGUUGGGACGACUACUAUACUGUGGAUGAGAUUUACGCAUGGCUUGACUCACUGGCCGCUUCAUACCCUAGCGUCGUGACAACAGUUGUGGGCGGCAGCAGCUAUGAGGGCCGCGAAAUCCGCGGAGUCAAAAUUUCUUACGGCACCGGCAACCCCGCAGUCGUCAUCGAGGGAGGCAUCCACGCGAGGGAGUGGAUCAGCGCUGCCAGCGUGACGUGGUUCAUCAACGAGAUCCUCACCUCGACCGACGCCAGCGUGAGGAGCAUCGUCGAGAGCUUCGACUUCUACAUCUUCCCUAACACCAACCCCGACGGAUACGCGUACACCUGGACGGACAACCGAAUGUGGCGCAAGACGCGUAAGCCGUACGUGCUGUGCGUCGGUGCCGACCCUAACCGCAACUGGGACUUCCACUGGGCAGAGGAGGGCGCCAGCUCCAUCUCGUGCUCUGAGACUUACGCCGGGUCGGAGGCUUUCUCCGAGGUGGAGACCAAGACCCUGUCUGAGUUCCUCACCGGCCUGGGCAGCGACCUGCAGGUCUACCUGAGCUUCCACAGCUACUCGCAGCUGCUCAUGUACCCCUACGGCCUGUCCAACGUCGUCGCCGACAACGCCGCCGAACUGCAACAAAUGGUUGAGAAAUCAGCCCAGGCCCUGGCAUCCAGAUACGGUACCCAGUACACCGUCGGCAGCAUCGUCAACGCUAUCUACGCGGCGGCCGGCAGCAGCAUCGACUGGUCGAUGGGUGCGCUGGGCCUGCGCUACGCGUUCGUGUGGGAGCUGAGGGACACUGGCCGCUACGGCUUCCUGCUGCCCGCCGACCAGAUCAUCCCCACCAGCGAGGAGACCUUCGACAGCGUCCUGUCCAUCCUCGAGGACGUGCAGGCAGCUCUCCGCAGCAAGAAACAGCUCCACUAGAGACCCUAAUCCACUGACUGUAACCAACGAAAAAUAAACUACGUUUACAUUAAA